AUGAAAGCGCUCAAGAUACUGCAAUCGUCUCUCCCAGAUUCGACCUUCAGGAGCACUUUCUCCGUUGCCUCGGCCAAGGAUCUUUGGGACUUGCUCGAAAAAGGCAACGAAGAAGCGAAGCUUCGUAGGGUAGAGAACGAGUUCGAGGAGCUUAGCAUGUACGAAGGAGAACCGAUGGAUGUUUACUUGGAAAGAGUUCUUGAUAUCCUCGAACGGUCACGCCGUUUAGGUAUUGCGAAAUCAGAUGACGAGGUUAUCAAGAAGCUGUUAGGUUCGUUGUCAUGGUCGUAUGAUGGUGCCAUUCCUGUGUUGGAGGAGAUUAUGAAUCUAAAGGAUAUGACUCUUAAAGACCUUAUUGAUAUGCUUGAUUUGUUUGGAGAUCAUCCAGAAACUAUGCCUAACGUGUUGAAGGGUUUAUAUGAGAGACUUAAGAAAGAGCAGAUGUGGUGUGGUUUGUGCAAGAAGCACAAUCAUAAUCAAGAAGACUGUUACUACAACCCUAUGGCGAGGAACGUGAGCGGCGGCGGAGGAGGAGCAAGACAAUGCAGAGGAGGCCAGUGCCAUCAAUGUGGAGAAAGAGGGCACUAUGCAAGAGACUGCAGCACACAAGCUCAGAAGAAGAACGCUAAACCUGAGCAUUUUAUGUUAGGGGUAACUGCGGGUGGUGGUUUCACAUUUGAUGAGGACAGAACGUACAGGGGUCGGGUUGGAUUAGGGGACGGGAAGGUUAUCAUGGCAGAAGGGAAAGGAGAUGUGAGAAUUGUGACGAAGGGAGUGAGGAAGAUUGUCAAGAAUGUGCUUUUCGUUCCUCGGUUAAACAGAAAUGUGUUGAGCGUUGGUCAGAUGACAUCAAGAGGGUAUACGGUGAUAAUGGGAGCUGGUGAAUGCACUAUUAAGGACGAGACUGGGAAGGUUUUCGAUAGAGCCACUUGGGAAGAGAGAGGUAUUGGUCUGCGUUUGCAGGUGAUUGAAGGUAAUCUCACCUCUUAG
This is a messenger RNA of Raphanus sativus (radish), 990 nucleotides long. RefSeq lists its product as uncharacterized. Bases 1 to 990 code for a protein of 329 amino acids. Lineage: Eukaryota; Viridiplantae; Streptophyta; Magnoliopsida; Brassicales; Brassicaceae. Gene Ontology annotation, molecular function: nucleic acid binding; zinc ion binding. The record is from RefSeq and is a predicted model, not a curated record. The transcript is spliced from 2 exons.